AUGGCCAGCUUCAGCUACGCUGAGCGUGCGCCCGCUUCCUACGUGUCUGACAGUCCUGCGAUGCCCGCCCUGAUUGAACCAGGCUCCGCUGACGACACCGCUUAUGGGUUCCUGAGCCAGCAGAUCGCCAGCGGUGAAGCUGAUGAUGCAGCGGACGUGCUGGAGAAUACGGUGAACCAGAUCGAAGCUAUCCAUCAUCGCUACCAUGAAGAUCUGAUCGUUCCGUUAACUUUGCUGGGCGACGCCAGAAUGGCCCAACAGGAUUUUGAUGCUGCCUUGGACCUUUACACACGUGCCCGCCAUGUGGCACGCGUCAGCCAUGGUUUGUUUGAUACCCGCCAGCUGGCUGUGGUGUAUCGAGAAGCAGACGUUCUGAUCGCAGCCGGCGAUCUUCAGUCCGCAGCGAAGCGUGAAGAGUAUGCCUAUGAGGUAAUGCGCAAGGCUUAUCCGAAUUAUGACCCAGCGACCCUGCCAGGGCUGAUGCGGUUAGGCGAAAAAGCCCUGCAACAGAUCAUUGAGAUACACCGGCGCCAGGAACCCGAAAAUCGAGCGGAGACCCUCAAAGCCAUUAUUGAGCUCGCCGACUGGCACCUCAUCUUUGGCCGCAGCAAUAUGGCAAACACACUCUAUUCGGAUGUGUACAGACAGAUGCUGGAUUCCGGCGCUGAUGCGGCCUCUUUUUUUGCGCAACCAACGCUCAUCUAUCUGCCAAUGCCCGAAAACCCCCGUCCCCCUCCAGCGGAUAUGCGUGCAGAACCAGCGGACGGCCUGGUUACCCUGUCCUUUGAUGUGGCACCAACCGGACGGAUACGCAAACUGGUGACCGUCGACAGCCAGCCCGAAAAGCUGAUGGACUUCCGGGUCCGGCGCAGUAUGAGACUUGCUGUUUUCAGACCGCAGCUGAUAGAUGGUCUGCCGGUGGUGGCAGAGGCGCAGACUUAUACCCACGAAUUCCGGUAUUUUCCGAAACUGGAUCCUACCGCGGUCAGCAAGGCGAGCAAUCGGGCAGUGAACCCAGCGGUGAACAGGGCGGCCAACAAGGCGGUCAGCCGUCUUCUGACAGUUCCGGCGGGUUACCUGGCGGCGAAAUGCCCGGAGGGCGGCGCCCAGGGCGAAGAAGGCUCCGAAUCAGGGGGAAGUCCAGGCUCGCCUGGCGGACAAGGCACUGGCGAGGAUGGAUGGGAAACAUCUAACGAGAUACCCGGCACGCCAGGCAGCGCAGACGGUGAAAGUGGCGAGGCCGGCAGUGGUCAGGCUGGCGCACCUGGCGAAGAAAACGGCGGAACACCCAGUGGCGAUGAUGAAUUAGACGGAGCGCUGAAAGACUUCGAUGGUGAGAUUCUCGCUGAGCGUGAAAUUAUUUCCAGCAGUCAGCCGGGAGAUGCGCAAGGUGGUGGUGGCGCAUCGACCCUGCCUUCCGGUUCUGAAAGCCAGGGACAGGGCAGUGGUGGCGACGUUGCCAGCACCAGCGGCCCACUGCCACCGCGACGCCAGAUUCCCUCGGCACCACCCCCGCCACCCCGCAGCGGCGAAUCCGGGCCUGAAAAUUUGCCCGACGCCAGGGACGACGACAUCAUUGCAAGGCAGUUGCGUGAAGCCGCCAUGCAGGAAACUGAUCCAGAACUUAAAGAGUCAGUAAACGUUUUGGCGCACCCGCUACUGACGUUGGCGCUGCCUGCCCUGCUACUGCUGGGCGGCUGCGUUAACCAUACAACGCGUAUUGUUGACAUGACGCCUCCUGAACAAUCAGAACGCUAUCUCGACGAAAAUGAAUUGUUGGACGUUGGUAUCAGCAUCUUCGACGCGAACGUGCCUGAAGACUAUGACGAACGGAUCGAAGAGAUCAUCCUGCCGGAAGUGCGCCGCGCAGAAUCACAAUACGUACCCUUUUUCGCCAAAAACCUGCUGCAAUCGACGGGCAACUGGGGCGCCGUAAGGGUUGUCCCACGACCAACCCACGCGGUUGACAUUAUGGUGACCGGCACCAUUGUGCAUUCCAAUGGUGAAAGCAUGAUCAUCGAAGCCACGGUAUCCGAUGCCACCGGCGAGCAGUGGUUCAGCCGCGAAUACUCUGCGCUGGCCAGCAAAUACGCUUAUGAAGAAGGCAUGCCGGAAAGCAUUGAUGCAUUCCAGGCGGUGUAUAAAAAUCUGGCGGAUGACAUGUUGGCCUAUCGUCAGGGUUUGAGCCCGGCCGACAUUGAGCGCAUCCGUAAAACCGCCGAGCUGAAAUUUGCACGGGAGUUUUCCCAGGAGGCCUUCGCGGACCAUGUUGUUAAGAAUGAGGACGGACAGUUCGAGAUCGUCCGCUUGCCGGCAGAAAACGACCCCAUGCUGGAGCGGGUCCGACGCGUACGGGAACGCGAGUAUCUGUUUAUCGACACCCUGGACGAAUACUACUCCAACUUUCAUCGACAGAUGUACCCUGCCUACCAGGACUGGCGCCGCGCCAGUUACGAUCAGGCAAUUGCCUACCAGGAACUGAGAGCCCAGGCUCGAUCAAGGAUGAUUGGUGGCACCAUGGCGAUCAUCGGCGGUGUUGCUGCGAUGUAUGAAAGCAGUGACGCCUACGUCGACGCCAGCGGCAUCGUCGGAGUCGUCGCCGGCGCAACGUUGAUCACCAGUGCGGUACAGAAGCGACACGAAGCAGAGCAACAGGCUGACCGAUUGAGGGAAUUGGGCAGCGCUGCUGAAGCUGAGUUGGUCCCCACCACUAUUGAACUGGAGAACCAGACGCUACGGUUGCAGGGUAACGUUGACCAGCAAUAUACAGAGCUGCGCCGUAUUCUGAAGCGCGUCUACUUUGAAGACCUUGGCCUUGAGCCACCCCAGGCGCCGCUGUCGCAUCUGCAGGAAAAGCAGGACAAACAUGCCCUGCAGGAUGUCCUCGGCUUAUUGGACUGGCGGGGUUACACCACCGCCGCCGUCGUCCUUGUGGUGCUGAUCGGGGCUUUCUACUGGUUGCCGCAGCGGAUUGUCGAACCCAAUAAUACCCAGGCAGCUACAGCCAGCAGUGUCAGCGACAAUGCACCCGUGCCGACAACAGACAACAACGCUUUAGCGCCAUUUGCUGACGCGCAACAGGCCCGCGCCAGAGAAAAGGUUCAGCAGGCGUUGGCUGAAUUUGUUGAACGUCAAAUUCUACUGGAGGACACCAUGCAGGUGGAUCAGUGGGGGGCGGAUGCACUGGAUGCGGCCAUGAUGCAGGCUAAAGAAGGUGAUGGAUAUUUUGUUGACGAAGCGUACGACAGCGCGCUGGCCGCCUAUCAACAGGCUGUUAUCAGCAUUGACGCGGUCAUUUCUCAGGGCAACCAGUUGCAUCGAGAAUUUCUACACAACGGUGAUGCUGCCCUGCUCGCGCUGGAUCCAACUGCUGCAGAGGACGCUUUCAAUCAGGCAUUGACCAUUAAACCCGACGAUGCUGACGCAAAAACCGGACUGGCUCGAGCGCAGGGCUUGCCCGCCAUUAUCAGCAUGCUUCGCAGCGCAAAGAAUCAUGAGUUGGGCGGCCGCUAUGAUGAAGCCCUGGCAAUCUACAACGACAUCGGACGACUUGAUCCGCUCACCCCGAAUCUGCCUGAGCUUCGCGCAGCAGCCAAUGCCGCCAAGACCGGCGAUGAUGUUGCCUCACACAUCAGUCGCGGAUUCUCCGCAUUACAAAGGCAGCAAUUUGAACAGGCGCGCAGCGCCUUCAACGCCGCACUGAGCCUGGACAGCGACAAUGCGGUUGCCAGAGGUGGGUUACAACAGGUUGCUGAACAGUACGACCUUGCGGUGAUCAGCAAGCAUCAGAAGAAAGCUGAACUGGCAAUGGCGCAGGAGCAGUGGCUUGAAGCCGUGGAUGCUUAUCAAUCAGUACUAAAACUGGACAAAAACAUCCAGUUUGCGAAGCAGGGACUGGCCCAGGCUAAAGCACACGAAAAGGCUCAGCGUCUGAUGACCCGGAUCGUCAACGAACCUACAAAACUGUCAAACGAGAAGCUGUAUCUCGACGCACAGACUAUCGCUCAACAGGCACAACAACUUGAGUACGCCGGAGACGAACUGCAACGCCUGCAGCAGGAAGUCAACAAGCUGUUGUCUCUCUACGCAGACCCGGUCGACGUUAUAUUGCUGUCGGAUAAUGCAACCAACAUUGUCAUGUCUAAUGUUGGAGAGCUGGGCUUGUUUGAACGCCGAACAAUCAGCUUGCGGCCAGGCGCUUACACCAUACGAGGCAGUCAGAAUGGUUGUCGGGACAUAUUCCUGACCGUAGAAGUCCUGCCCGGCAUAGAGCCUUUGGACGUACGUUGCACUGAAAACAUCAAUCGAUGA
Symbiodinium necroappetens is the source of this 4311-nucleotide messenger RNA. Lineage: Eukaryota; Dinophyceae; Suessiales; Symbiodiniaceae. The record is from the annotation of a GenBank genome assembly.